GGAGCUCCGAUAUGGUCUGGAGCGUGGAGCAGUAUUGGAGCUCCACCGGCUGGUUCUUGCAUUCAGCUCCAUUUGUGCAGGCGGGUGGAAUCCGUCGUCAGUUGGCUUGUACAGUCGCGUUCGUGCGGUUGCUUCCAGUGCCGGGCUGUGGGUGCGGAAAGUGACAUUGUUGAGGCAACAGCUUGAGCUCUCGUGCAUUUGCGGGCAUCGGACGCAGACAGCAUAGCUUCGGAGUUCCUUUCGUGAUUUUUCGCCAACGCCGCGGAGGAGUAUUAUUUAGACUGUGCAAAUCCCAGUCACCGAUGCGGAGUAUUAGCCAGUUAGUGACUUCCGCAUUGCUGCCCCCGUUCCAUGUCCUGCUUCCUAUGUAGCCGGCUUGGUAAUUGUUGUCCAACUCUCUGCCCUUGGGUUGUCAGCUGGGUCUAUGACCGUGCAGUCCGGCAUUUCCUUCCGGGUCAGACUUUCUCCGCCGUCUCUGUCCAAGGAUCCUAAGAUUCGAGUGUCAAAAGAAAAAGCAUAGAAACUGCAAAGGAACUGUGUCCUGUGAGCUUCUCCUUCCACACAACGGCACGGAAGUGGAGGCGGCACAAAGGCUAUUGUGUAUUCAAAUCAGGCAGAACAGAUUCCCACACCAUUGUCGGGGAUGCGAGGACUCAUGAAAUUCAAGUGCGCCAUUAUCUGAUGCCUUUUUUUUACCAACGUUCUCCUUUUCCAUACGAUUCGGAUUCUUUCUGGUUGUUUUCGGUGUUGUCUUCUCGCUAUUUGGGGAUUUGGGCUAAGUUCAUCGGUCGAUGGUCGGUUGUCGGUGGGUCGCGCUGGGCGUUUUAGGUAGUUCCGGAUAAUUCUGUGAGUAUUCCGGGUUAGUGUUGACUGUUCUCUGUUGUGACUGCUCGGCAUCGUGCCUUGGUCUUCAGUUGUCGGUUACGUGCGUUGUGGGGGUGUUGCUGUCAGUAUAAUUUCAGAAUAAAAAUAUUUUAUGUAUGCCGGAAAAACAAGGACGCCUUCCCGGUUCGAUAGUCAUCAUUCCUUCGGUUUGGUUUUAUUGCUAAUGUCCUUGACGUGAAUUUUCGGUCUGAUGGUCAUUUGCUGUGUUCGGUUGUGUUUCCACCAGACAAAAGUUUCAUAUUAAAGGACAGUGUCAGAAGGGGAUUCCCCAUGUGUUGUUGGUGCUGCUUUUGAGAAAGAUUUGUGUUUUUCUUCUCAUAUGAAGAAAAUUUCACUAUCUGCAGACAAGAGAAAAAGUGGAGAAUACCAACUUGUCCUUGCAUUUCGUUGCACAGUUGUAUAGUCGACAGUCUUCGUGCAUUUAAGUAUGUCUGACCAUUUGAAAUAGUGCAGAAGAGCGCACGGCAUGAAAUAGUGUUGAAGUGCAUAGUGCAGUGUGCCACCUGGUGUGUUUGCAGAAGGAUAUUUUUAUGUGGUACAGGAAAUCACCGCCCAAGGCCCAAACAAUUAUUGUGUCUGGUAUUUUGCUGUGAAAAACAUUUGCUGGAGGAUAUUAAAACUGCGGAAGUGUGGAUAGAUGAUCCUAGUGCUUUCCUUAUUUCUUACUGGAAAUUUCGGAGCAUUUAUUGUUGCAGACUAUUGUUUUCGGCUUUGGAUAAGGUAGACGAAAAAUCAUCAGAUGAUCGUGCUCCUUCCACCGCAAGCGUGAUGCACAUUUAUUAAAAUUUACUGUACAGUUAAAAGCAACAUCUUGCAAAAUGUCGGAUAUUCUGAACGAGGAUCCUGAUCGCCUUCUGAAUGAAUGGCUGGGCGAAUUGGAAAAUCUAAUUGUGGGAUUAGAGAUUCCAUCAACAACAUCCCUUAUCACCCCCAACACAACAACUCAAAUACCAGCUCGAUUACGACCACGAAGUCAAGCAUCUUCGGAACGUACAAAUUCGUAUCGUUUUUCAAUGGCCAACUUGGAGGAGACACAUGAAUCUGAAUUAGAUGCCAUAUUGGGAGAACUUAGCCUGUUGGAGCAGCGUAGUUCAGACCUACGACAUGGACGAAGUCACAGUCGAUCAAACUCAACUGUAUCGGGUGCAACAAAUUCCACGAUUUCAUCGUCAUCUGAAAGUGGAACCGGAUCAGAUGGCGUUUUGCGUGAGCCACGCACUGAAAGUCCUGACAAUGAUUCAGCAUUUAGCGACACAGUAUCUUUACUGUCGAGCGAAUCAUCAGCUUCUAGUGGUGUUAGUGCAGCAUUGUUGAAAAAUCAUCAAAACAGUAACAAUAAUAAUAAUAACAACAAUGGCGGGAAUCUACCUCAGCAGAUGGAUAGUGCAAAGGCUGCAAAAAUUCAGUUGGCUCUUCAGAAGUUGGAACAUGCCUCUAUUCGGCGACUAUUUGUUAAGGCGUUCUCUUCGGAUGGAGCUUCGAAAUCUUUGCUAGUUGACGAACGAAUGACCUGCGGACAUGUGACUCGUUUAUUGGCGGAUAAGAAUCAUGUUCAGAUGGAACCACAUUGGGCACUAGUUGAACAUUUGACGGAUUUCCAGAUGGAACGCCUCUUCGAAGAUCACGAACUACUCGUUGACAACCUAAUGAUGUGGAGUCCAGAUUCAAAAAAUCGUGUCCUAUUCUUACAACGUUCAGACAAAGUGAAUUUAUUCAUCAGACCGGAAAGAUUUCUACCAGGAACCCAAAUGGCACCUGGUAGCGAGCACGACGAGCAUACACGUGGUAUGCUAUUAGAUGAAUUUUUCACAACUGGCGGUCAAAUUUCAAUGGACGGACCGCUAUAUAUGAAAAAUGAUGCUAAAAAAGGAUGGAAACGAUACCAAUUCGUUCUACGAGCUUCUGGCUUAUACUAUUUCGCCAAGGAGAAAUCACGUUCGCCACGUGAUCUAAUAUGCCUUACACUAUUCGCUGGACAUGAAAUCUACAGGGGACUUGGAUGGAAAAAGAAACACAAAGCGCCGACAGAUCAUACGUUCGCUUUGCGUUCACCUAAGGAUCCUUUUACAGCGAAAUCUUGUCGCUAUUUGAAAAUGUUGUGUGCUGAAGAUGCUGAGACUUUAGAGAAAUGGGUUACAGCCAUACGUAUUGCAAAAUACGGUAAACAAAUCUACGAUAAUCACAAGGCGCUUAUUGAAGAUUUGACACGUGAAGAACUCGACAAAUUUUCUUCGGCACGAAGUUCAUCGAUUGGAAGCAUAAUCUCGUCAGUUCCUUCGCAAUGUAGCGGCAUGAAUGUAGUUCCUCCGUCAUCCUCAUCGUCUAAUGGACGACUAUCGCGUGCAUCAAGUUCCAGUUCAAGUGGCUGUCUAUCCGACGACAAUAAUGGCUUCGAUUCCGAAUUUACUACGGGAACAAUAAAAAGGAAGCCCUCGAUGAAACCGAAUUUGCCAUUGACUUCAAUGACAAGGCAGUUGAAGGAGGUAGGCGAAACAACCGUAGUAGAUAGUAGCAAUCCUACGUCACCAGAACGUAGUGGAACUCUAACGCGACGUCACAGUCGUCGCAGAAGUGAAGAAAGUAACAACAGUGGUACAUUGAAAAGAAGGCAACCAGCAAAUCGAGGUUCAAUUGAGAGUAUGAACUCAUCGAAUGCAUCUACGCCAACCCCGACCCCUGGUACGCCUGUAGGAACACCCCUGAUGAUUAGUACUCAGCAACAGCAGCAACCAAGUGCAAUUGUUAGUCCAUUAGAACAGAUGCCGUCGAGUAUGACUGAUUCUACAUUUUCCCUACCCCCGCCGCCGGAGGACUACGAACCAACCCUUUCCGGCUCGACAUUCUCUUUGGAUUCUUUACCUCCACCUCCGCCACCCAGCGAACUUAUUGCUGUAGCAGCAUCCGAAUUGAGUGGAUCUCAACUUUCAUUAGUUAGCCUUCCUCCGCCACCCCCUCCAGAAGUCACGGCGGCAUAUUUGCCGACAACAACGGCAUCAACGCCAGUUCGGCAACCUUCGAUUGCAUCUGAACCACUCAAUGAGGCGCCUCCCAAGAAGAUCAUUUGCAGUCAGACUCUACCACCUCAAGAAGUAAAGAAGGAACCUGUCGCUCCUACAUCAAAAACAAUGAAACCGCAAUCUGUUUUGAAAGCUCCACCCUACAAGUCGCCGCCUGCAUACAAUGGUACUACUCCCAGCAAACCCGCUGCCAUAACGCCAACUCCUGCAAAAACUGUCUCCUUCGCUGAUUCUCCAGUUCUUUUGCGUCGCAAAGUCUCCUUCGAGGAUCAAGUUCAACAGCAAAUGUCACCACGUCGAGCUCCAUCCAUACCAUCGCGAGAUUUGUCUGCUCCUGCUCCACCGCCUCGUGCAGAGGCUACACGCCUUUCCACAAUCAUAACAUCUCCGAAACGAUUGACAGAUUCUGCAUCAAAUCCACCUCGGGACUUCCUGAAAGAUCUGCAGCGAGUCAUGCGGAAAAAGUGGCAAGUUGCCCAAAAAUGCAAGUUGGAACCUGCAACUACUCCACAUGAAGUCCUCGGCUUCCGUGACUUUACAGAUGAAUUUGGAAACAGUCAUUCAUCUCAUUACUAUCGCGAAACAGCGAACGUCAGCAAUUGGGUUCAAGAGCAUUAUGGCAAUACUACGGGCGAGUAUGCCCUCUAUGAAAAUGUCGGAAAUGACGACCUUAUGGUGAAUAAUGAUUUUAUAUCCGCCCAACCUAUUAAACAACCGCCUGCACAAAUUGCUCCGCCCCAACCUGUACUAGCAACAAUUAAAAAGCGGCCACCACCGCCGCCGCCGAAACGCAGCGAGUCAACACAGCUUACGCACAGAGUUUAGAGGAAUGUUUAGGUACAGUUUAGGUUGAUAUGUCGAAUCAUGAAUUAGGGGUCGAUUAGGAGAGAUGCAAUGGAAGCGUGAACGGAUGAGCGCGGAUAUCUGUUUCUCGAAAUAAAUAAAAAAUAUUCGCUUAUAAGUUUUUAUACAUACACAUGAAAGCAAACAAAUUUUUGACUAUUAUAUAAUGAACGAAAAAUAUUUUUUCUUUGUAAAUAUAUUUGAAAUAUAAGUCUAAAAAGAAUGUGAUUAACUACUUCCGAUAGAAGUAACUCUCUUUUCGAUUUUUGCUAUUUAAUGUACACUCUGAUCUUACGUCGAGUUCGUAACAGUUAUUUCCAAUUUUACUUGAAACCUGAGUUUUCCAAGAAGCGUUACAUUGAUGAGUUUAGAAGGGAAAAGCAACUGAGGAUGCGAAUGCUAUUAAUUAAACACGAUUUUUACUCGAAUUUGCAAUUUGGUAAAGUAAAACACAUUUGAAUAUUGAAACCCUAAAGAGGAAAGUUUUAAACUAUCACAAAAAGAACGUUCGGAUAAAAGAUGAAAAGUUUCCUUUACUCAGUUGGAUCUUUAUUAAUUUUAUUAGUAAUAUUUCGUUCUAGGUUUAUUGUUUUAAUGAAAUCAAUUAAGUAAAUAUACAAUAUUAUCAUAGCGACUUAAUCCCAAUUCUAUUUUGUUCCCUGUUCAGUUUUAAGCUAUUUAAGAGGAAGCCUGUCUAUAGAAAUCUAUUAGAUACCAAUAAAUAAAUUGUGUGGAAAGAGCGAAAUAUAUUCAAAGCAAAACAAACAAA
Molecule: messenger RNA, 5514 nt
Organism: Hermetia illucens (black soldier fly)
Lineage: Eukaryota; Metazoa; Arthropoda; Insecta; Diptera; Stratiomyidae
Gene: pico
Product: ras-associated and pleckstrin homology domains-containing protein 1
Exons: 6
Coding region: 1704-4727 (1007 amino acids)
Biological process (GO): signal transduction
Source: RefSeq, a predicted model, not a curated record